CCUGUCUCAAAACCAAACAAUCUACCAACCCAGCUUAGGUGUCACCUCCUCUGAGUGCCACCUCCACUUCCUCCUUAAGAGGCAGAAUUAAUCUCCAUCAUUAGUGCCACGCUUGCACAUGACAAUGCCUGGACAUGCUCCUUUCACCAUACCGAACCCAAGUACUGGUCCAUGUCCCCAGGUAGUCUGUAAAAUUCUUACAGGUGUGCUGCGACACAGGUGGGGACUGUGUUGUCAACCCUGAACUACCUAUACUUGGCACUGUGCCAAAUACAGGCCACACAGAGCCAUGGAUACAGUUUGUGCAACUGAGUUUGAUUUCCAUUUGGUGAGUCUUCCUCUUUACUCUCCACAGAAAAACCUAAUUGCUUUUUCUUCCCCCUUAAUUUUGAAAGCCCUGCUUACCACGCAGCUGCACUGUGCCUCUCAAUUCUUUGAUGGAUGAAGGAAGUGAACUGGUCCAGCCCCAAGACCAGGGCUUCUGGGCCACUCUCCCGGAUGUGUGCCUGCGCCGUAUUUUCUGGUGGCUUGGGGACAGCGACAGAUCAAGGGCAGCCUUGGUCUGCAGAAAGUGGAACCAGGCGAUGUAUUCAGCGGAUCUCUGGCGAUACAGGGCCAUCACCUUCAGCGGGAGACCAUCCCGGUUGCAUGCAUCGGAAUUUGAGUCGGCUCUCUGGUAUAUUAAGAAAUUUGGUCGUUAUUUGGAAUGUCUAGAGAUCAAGUUUCUGAAUCCUUACAAUGCUGUCUUGACCAAGAAGUUCCAGGUCACCAUGCGAGGUCUUCUGUCCUGCCUGGGCCGGAGUAACAACCGCCUGAAGUCGCUUUCCAUCCAGCACCUGGAGCUAGACCGCCUGGUGUGGAGGAGCAGCAUCAGGAACUCGCUUAUUAAAAGCUUGAGCUUCUUCUUAAAGAAAAUGGGCAAGUAUCUGGAAUGCCUCAGCCUGAAGGGGGCCAGGCUGACUGUGGAGCAGGGCUGCCAGCUACUAAACUCCGUGAGCUACCUACGGAAUGUGAGCACCGCCUCGGAUCUUAACAUCGAAGACUUCUUCAGCCACCACCUGACUGUCUACAGCAGCCCCCAGUUCAACAAGACCAUGACCACAUUCUGCAAUCUGGCAUUCCUGACACUCAACUACAACUGUGUUUCUGAUGAGCUGCUCGAGAACUUGGCUGAGAACACUGCCAGUACUCUCCGGACUAUGAAUAUCAAAUGUCACGUUCAUGACCCCCACAGCCAGGUCAUCUGGGGCAUGUCCUGGGCCAAGCUGGCCAGGCAGGCCAGCAACCUGAAGGUGAACUUCUUCUUUGAGCGGGUCAUGAAAUACGAGCGUUUGGUCCGCAUCCUCCUGCAGGAGAUCCCCCUCAGGAGCAUAAGUCUGAAAAGCUGCUACUUCACUGACCCUGACUGGUCCAUGCGGCCCACUCUGACAGACCUCCUGCCCACCUUCCGGCACACCCUGCAGAAAUUAUCUUUUGAGUUCAACAACAACCAUGAGUCACUGGACGAAGAGCUGUACCUCCUCAUCCUCUCCUGCAGGAAGCUGUUUUACUUCAAAAUCUGGGCUUUCCUUGAUGUCAGGUUUGUGGAGCGGAUCCUGAGGAGCCAGCGGGAGGGGCAGUGUGCCCUGCGCACACUCAAGGUGAGAAUCUAUACAAACAGAUAUGAAACUAAUGAAGAGGACAGGACCUUGCGGGAAAUUCACAGGAAGUAUAGAGACCUGAUCGACUCCGGGAUUAACUAUUUUGUCAUCGCUUACCCCAUGAUGUAAUGAGCCUCUUCAGCAGAAGGAAGCUAGAAGCACUUGAACCUGCAAAUCCACUUCUUGGAGAAUGACACUUAGAGCACCUCCACACCAUCCCUUUGCUCUUCCUCGAUUUUGCCCAGUCUACACCAACAUGAACAGCUGGGCAAAUGCUGGACUGCUGGUUAUGUGAAAGCCCCAGAUGACUUUAAAGUGCUAUCUUUACCAACUAUCCAGAGGUGAUCUCGCUGUUUGUUGUUUGGUUUUGCUUUUUGAUGCCCCUUGCUUAGUCACUGAACAAAGAACCCAAAGCUGCUCAAAAUCAUUUGCUACUAGGGGAGCCUGACUGUUGGUCACCUCAAAGGUGUGUGACCAGCCAGUGAGCAAACAUCUACUGACCAACAUCACCAGCUGAGAAAUCUCUACAUCUGGGCUGACCUUCACGCGCAGAUCUUCUGACACUGACAUUGGCUAGGCCUGAUCUCACAUACAUAGAAGCCCACCAGCCUGUCCUUGACUGAAGCAGGAAAUUUUCCACUUUCAAAAGGUGUCGCUCAGAGUUGCAACUCCCUCCCCUGGGAGGAACUCAGACUCUAUUCUUCAACCUCGAGGACUUAGAUGUCCUUCUUUGAUGUGUCUCCUUUAGUUUCCCAUCCAGGCCACAAUGUGGCCAGCCUGCUGCGAAUACUCAGUCCUCAAGGAUGGCACUGAAACAGAAAUGACCAGUACACCCACAUUCACAAAGAAUUUGUCAUGUGUGGGGAAAUGUUUCUAAGACAGUGUUCAGUAAAAAAAAGCAGAACACAAAGCUAGUUAAUAUAAAAUCACGUAAAAACAUUUUUAAGGAUUUAUUUUAUUUAUUUAUUUUUAAGGAUUUUUUUUAAAGCAAAGCAGAGAGAUGCCAAAAAUGUUAAAAAUUAUUCAGUGGAGAGGUAAAAUUAUGGCUAGUUUUAUUGCUCUUUCAUGCCUCUCCAAAUUUGCCAACUUUUUUUUUACAAUAAUCAGGUAUUAUUUUUAUAAUUAGGAAAAAUUUCAUAUGUUUAGAAUAAUGAGUAAUUAUAAAUUCCUGGUGUCAUACACAUAGA
This is a messenger RNA of Octodon degus (degu), 2827 nucleotides long. RefSeq names its product F-box protein 39 (gene Fbxo39). The record is from RefSeq and is a predicted model, not a curated record. Lineage: Eukaryota; Metazoa; Chordata; Mammalia; Rodentia; Octodontidae. The transcript is spliced from 3 exons. Gene Ontology annotation, molecular function: protein binding. The coding region runs from base 438 to 1769 and encodes 443 amino acids.